CCUACCCAUGCUAGCUCUCUCUCUCUCUCUCUCUCUCUCUCUCUCUUUUUUUAACACAAUAGGCUCCAUGUCUAGUUCUGCUGGAAGGGAGUCAGAUGUAAUGAAUAUUACAUAAACCAUCUCACCUGGGCUGCUGCUGUUGCUGCUGUUGCUGCUGCUGCUGUUGCUGUUGUUUCUGCUCCCUAUGGACAGGCUACUUCUAGGUGCCUUCAUCUCAAGGAGAACUUCUACCUGUGGACUAAAGGGGGAGAGGAGGAGGAAGAGUGGCAGAAGCCUGGAUGGGAGACCAGCAUGCCUGAUCUGGUAGGGCUCCAGCAAUGGAGCUGUGGGGGAUUUUUGGCUGCUCCCUUAUGAUUGCUCUUAUAGUGGCUGCUGCGCUGUCCAACGGGAUGGUGCUGAUCUGCUUCCUGGGCUGCGCUGACAUCCGAGGGCAGGUGCCCGGCUUGUUCACUCUGAACCUGACUUUGUGCAACCUCCUGCUCACUGCCAUCAACAUGCCCCUGACGCUAGUGGGCGCUGUGCGCGGCCACCAGCUCGGAGGAGAAGGGCUCUGCAGGGCUGUGGGCUUUUUGGAAACUUUUCUGACCUGUAACUCCAUGCUGAGUAUGGCAGCCCUGAGCAUUGACCGCUGGGUGGCUGUAGUUUUCCCUCUAAGCUAUCAAUCCAAGAUGAGAUACCAAGAUGCUGCAGUCAUUCUUCUCUAUUCCUGGAUCCACUCCUUGUCCUUCCCAACGGUGGCCAUAUGUCUGUCCUGGGUGGGCUUCCACCACUCCUAUGGCUCCUGCACCCUCCACAACAAGAAUCCAGAAGAGGGGACUUCUUUCUUUACUUUCAUGGUCCUGUUCCACCUGCUCAGCUUCUUUGCGUCUUUCCUGGUGCUAUGUGUCACUUACCUGCAGGUGCUGAAGGUAGCUCGGUCCCACUGCAGAAGGAUCGAUGUGAUCACAAUGCAAACCCUGGUCCUGCUGGUAGAUCUGCACCCCAGUGUCAGACAGAGAUGUCUGGAGGAGCAGAAGAGGAGGAGGCAGCGAGCAACCAAAAAAAUCAUCACAUUUAUCGGGACAUUCCUGCUCUGUUUCACGCCAUAUGUUAUCACCAGGUUGGUUGAGAUCUCUCCUUCCACCUCCAUCAGUUGUCAGUGGGGUGUGAUCAGCCGGUGCUUGGCCUACAGCAAAGCUCUGUCAGAUCCAUUUGUAUACUGUCUGACUCGAAAUCAAUAUAAAAACUGUUGCCGGGACAUGGUCAACAAACUCCUCAAACGUAGUUCUGGAAACUCUGUACAAAGGGCCAAUUCUUAUGUAGGAAACAUGGUACCAACAACCUCAGACUAAUGGCACAAGAAAAACUCUUAAAAAACCAAAAUGACCAGGGACCAUUGUCUCUCUACAAAUACGAGAUGUGUUAUACAGGAAGGACAGCUUUAUACCUCCCACCUGCUGUAAUGUAUUGCCUUAACUUAUUACGAGGGGUUUGAUUGCUCUUAAAGCCUCAAGGUGGCUCCAUCAAGAGCGACCGACUCUUAUUUCCUGAGAGCUCUACAAUUCCAUCUUAAAACUAAUUUUAGAGAUGAAAAGAAAAAUUUGUAUCUUAAUGAAUUAUUGAAUUCAAGGUAAGGAAAGGGUCGGUAGAUCAUAAGGAGAUUGGAGCCAUUGCUGAGCAGAUGUUGAUCUGAUGAUCUUAUGACAAUCAUGUAUAUAAAUAGAUGUCACAUAUUUGGAAAAAGUGGUGAUAUUUUACUAUUUAAACCUUAACUCGUCAAUGAAAAAUAUAAAUGUUUCACUUUUUUUUAUGAAAAAAUAAUAAAACAUAUCCAUCGGGUGUUCUAACAUGGAUAAGCCUCAUAUGAAAUGAAACCUGCCCCAAUGUGGGAACAGCAUCAGAUUGAUAAGGCCGCAGCCUCAACAAGGAGCAAUGAUACAAUGACUGGUUAAAUUGUAGUUUAAUAUUUGGCUGGUUGAAUAUCAAAACCAUUCAACAACUAGUAGGGUCUUUUCUUCAGCAGUUGGUAAAAGGUUUGGAAUUCCCAUACUUAGAAUUGUUUUACUUUGUAGCAAAUUCACAAAUCCCAGCUACGUCACAAAACUAUGUUUAAUAGCUGAUCAUUCUGGGUUAGGUUCUAGAUUAUGGAAUUACUUUACAGUGAUCCCUCAACUUACAAUGGCCUCAACAUACAAUAGUUUCAACAUACAAUGGUCUCUUCUGGACCAUCGUAAGUUGAAACCAGACUCAACACACAAUGUACAGACAGUCCAGAUCUGUGAAACUUGUCAAUGGCCGAGAGAACUGACCAAUCAAAAUGGGCAUUCACUGGUAAAACCCCUGUAUUACUAAAGUGUAUGCACUGACUGGUGUCUGGUAGUGCCCCCUACAGUACAGGGAGGUACUACUGGUUCUUUAUACUUUACCUGCUCCUUUGGACACCAGGUGAGGGCGACUCCAUUACUUUUUUAGGACACUGUGUACUGUAUAGGAUCCUGAAGAAGCUCCUGUCCUCUACAUAGACCAGUUUUUCCCAAGCAGGGUGGCCCCAGCUGUUGCAAAACUACAACUCUCAGCAUGCCCGGACAGCCAACGGCUGUCCGGGCAUGCUGGGAGUUGUAGUUUUGCAACAGCUGGAGGCUCCCUGCUUGGGAAACACUGACAUAGACAGUGAUUUACAGCUCCCAGCAGAUCUUUUCUUCUAUUAUAUGUAAGGAUUUGCUUUAUCUAUAUUAGUUAUCUACUUAUUUUUCUUUAAUUCUCACUUUUUCCUAUUUUUGGAUGACAUUUUGGGGCUUCAGAACCAAUUACCAGGUUUCCAUAGAGUCCUGGUCUCAACAUACAAUGGUUUCAACAUACAAUGGUCCUCCUGGAACCAAUUAAUAUUGUAACUUGAGGGACCACUGUAUUUGUCUUUCGAAAACAAAUUCCAACAUAGAUCUUAAAAUGUUAAUUCUUCUGAAAGUAAAAGGGAAAGUGCCUACAGAACUCAUAAAGUUAUGCACUUGGUUAAUUGACUGAAAGCAUGAGCCCAACAAGUUGAGAGUCAAUUAAAACAAUGGAAAAGGUUAUGGAUUCUAGAAACACAGGAUAUAAAAGGAAAACAUAUGGGUAGAGCAAGACAGAAAUCAUCAGGAUGAAGAACUCAAAGUAAGGUUUUUGACCGAACAGUAAGAAGUAUUGAAAUAAUGAAAACUAUCACUAACAUCCCUAACGUGAGGCCUGGAUAAAAGUGAUAACUUGAAGGAAGAGAUCGCAGACGGCACUCACGGACACAGCAAGAAGUUU
Molecule: messenger RNA, 3267 nt
Organism: Hyla sarda
Lineage: Eukaryota; Metazoa; Chordata; Amphibia; Anura; Hylidae
Gene: GPR26
Product: G protein-coupled receptor 26
Exons: 3
Coding region: 318-1331 (337 amino acids)
Biological process (GO): adenylate cyclase-activating G protein-coupled receptor signaling pathway
Cellular component (GO): membrane
Molecular function (GO): G protein-coupled receptor activity
Source: RefSeq, a predicted model, not a curated record